CUAUUCAUUUACAUUAAACUAACUAUUUUUCAAAAAUAAAAAUAGCAUGACAUGAUAUGACAGUUUUACCUCUAAAAUAAUAACAUAUUGCCGAGAACACCCCUUAUCAUACAAAACACGCGAGUUUCAACCUGCGGGAUAAAAUAAGACGCUUAUAAAAUGCAUAACCGGCAUUGUAAGGGUUUUGUUACCGAACAAUGUCGCAAACAGUGAAUCUCGUCGUCGCCAACAACGUUGGUGGUGGAAUGCCAGAAGGCAAGUGUUUCCCGUGUUCACGUGUUUAUGGAAGAACAACUGCUGUGUAUUCAUGCCCUAUUAUAGGUCGUCAUAGAAUUUGUUCCCAUGUCAAAAUCGGAGGACUAAAGUCUGGUUCUUUGGCUGCAUCUAUUGUUUGUGAAGCAAGGAGGGACCCGUAUUUCUCAAGACAAAACAACAGGAACGAGCCAUCCAGAGGAAGAAACGGGAACAAUGAUGGAAGAGUUCUCUUUGAGAAUUUUGAAGAAGAUAUGUUAUCCUCAAAAAAUGGACCGUUGGAAUCACUUUCUUCAGGAAAAUUCCAGGCCGCUUCAGCCCCUGGCGCCAGAGAGAAAGAGAUUGUUGAGUUAUUUAAGAAGGUUCAGGCUCAGCUACGUGAGAGAGCUUCCUUGGUUAAAGAAGAAAAGAAAAUUGAAGUACCCCACAGACAUGUUAAAGAGAAUUCUGCUGUAGAUUCCCUUCUUAACGUCCUGAAGAGACACUCGGUUCAGCCAGUAAAGAAAAGCAGCGGAGAAGACGGCGGAGAAGAUCGUAACUCUGACCAGUUGCAAGAAAGUAAUCAAUACAAUGGAGUACAGAGCACUAAUUCUUUUGAUUCAAACAAUUCUCCAAAGGAUGAGUCUCGAGAUGCCAAUGUUGCUGCUGUGGCAAGGCCUCGGUCAGUUUUCCAAAGAAAGUCUCCUGUUCCACGCGUAAAGUAUCAGCCUGUCUCCCAUUAUGAGGAUGAGACUAAUGUAGAGCCAAUAGUUAGUGAAGAUAAUGUCAACAAUCGACAUCAAAUAGAUUUGAAACCGGAGGACGAGCCAGAGCCCGAACCAGAACCUAAGUCUGAAAUUGAUCUUGAUACAAAGGAUGAGCUGUUCUUCCCAGAACUGUCGGAGGAUGAUUCUCAUGAUGCUGAACAAACCUAUAACGAUGAGAGCGUGGAGGAGCAACUAGAUGUUCAAACUGAGGAUUUAAGUGCAUUGAAGUUGUCUGAAUUGAGAGCACUCGCAAAAUCUCGUGGCCUAAAAGGGUACUCAAAAUUGAAGAAGGUCGAUCUCAUAGAGCUAAUAACUGAGAGCUGAUUCUGAUUAAAGUACAAGUUUUUCCUCCUGCUUUUAGCUUAUUUUGUCUGUUCUUUCUAUUGUUAUUCCAAUCCAAGUACCUAGGAUGAAGUAUUAGUAAAACAUUAGAAUCAUUGCCUUGGAGGUUUUUAAAAUUUUGUAGUUUGUGCUACCAUUAUGAGAAACUUUACCAUAAUUAUUUUCAGUAACCCAUCCUUGUGCCUGUAUUAAUGAAUACAACAUUAGCAAACUAGAAAAUUUACCAUAAUUAUUUUUA
This is a messenger RNA of Lathyrus oleraceus (garden pea), 1578 nucleotides long. Its product is annotated as rho-N domain-containing protein 1, chloroplastic. The coding region runs from base 198 to 1322 and encodes 374 amino acids. The transcript is spliced from 2 exons. Gene Ontology annotation, biological process: DNA-templated transcription termination. The record is from RefSeq and is a predicted model, not a curated record. NCBI's taxonomy places the organism in Eukaryota, Viridiplantae, Streptophyta, Magnoliopsida, Fabales, Fabaceae.